Bipolaris zeicola 26-R-13 is the source of this 4554-nucleotide messenger RNA. RefSeq lists its product as uncharacterized. The record is from RefSeq and is a predicted model, not a curated record. Gene Ontology annotation, biological process: transmembrane transport. Gene Ontology annotation, cellular component: membrane. Bases 1 to 4554 code for a protein of 1517 amino acids. NCBI's taxonomy places the organism in Eukaryota, Fungi, Ascomycota, Dothideomycetes, Pleosporales, Pleosporaceae. Gene Ontology annotation, molecular function: ABC-type transporter activity; ATP hydrolysis activity; ATP binding. The transcript has 6 exons.
AUGGAUUUCGCAGAUUGCAUCAGCGACAAAUCAUUUGGUCCUAGUGUAAAUGGUUGUCGCAACGGAUUCGACUUCACGUUGAAAUUCGAACUGCUCUUCUUCGCCACCAUUCCUUCAGCUAUCUUUUUGAUUUUGGCAGUUCCGAGGAUAACAUCGCUUUACCUACAGCCUAUUAUUGCAGUCUGGCGAUCUUGGCUUUACGCGUCGAAGCAGGUAAGCAUUCCCCUAAUGCUACUAUCUGCUCUCUUUCUAUGCGCGCAAAUCUUGACCACAAGCGACGCGCUAAUAUUGGUUGCCAUAUCCCACUUUGAACAUACCAGACGUCGAAGGCCGUCUGCGAUUCUCGAAGUGUACUUGAGCCUUACUCUUCUUCUAGACAUGGCACACAAUCGGACAUUAUGGCUUAGUGCAUCCUCCAACUUGGAUGCAAUAUUCACACGAUUUCAUACAGCUACUGUUGUUUGCAAGGCAGUUCUCGCUAUUUUAGAGUCUCGUUCAAAGAAAAAAUCGUUUUUACAGCAAGAUCGGGCUACAAAGAGCCUAGAUAGUGCCUGCGGAAUCUACAAGUUAGGUACUUUCAGUUGGCUUGGUCGGCUCUUGCUAUCCGGUUAUCGAAAUCCUCUUCAACUCGACUCAUUGCCCAUCCUAGAUGAGGCUAUGGCAGCCGAAGCCUUGCAUGCAAGGUUUCUGAAGAAUAUCAAAGGCCACUCGAAACAAUCACCAGAAGCCAAUCAGGAAAGCGGAAUGUCACUAUUCCAAAGCCUUAUCAAAACCUUACCAGUACCUCUUCUGCUUCCUAUCGUACCUCGAUUAGCGUUGAUCGGUUUGAGCAUCAGCCAAGCCUUUCUCAUAGAGGCAGUCACGAGUUUUCUGAGCGCCGAACAGAAAUCUGAUCACAAUGGUUAUGGCCUGAUUGGAGCAACGAUCUUGAUAUACAUCGGUAUCGCUCUCUGUACGUCGUUGUACUGGUACUGCCAUCAAAGGUUCCUCUAUAUGACACGCAGUUGUUUGGCUAGCGGCAUAUUUCACAAAACCACUGAGCUGAGUGUGGCAACUCUCGCAGAGUCCCAAGCGAUAACCCUCAUGAGCACUGAUAUCGAACGGAUAUUGGCGGGCUUCCUCAAUUUUCACGAGCUAUGGGCAAGUCUGAUGCAAACGAUUAUCGUUAGCUGGAUCUUAUGGACCCGGCUGAAGGCAUUCUUCGCACUUCCCAUUGGUCUGGUCAUAGUAUGCUUUUUUGCUCUAGUCACUGUAGGCAAAUUCAUCGGCGGCUUUCAGAAGGCUUGGAUGCAGGAAACGCAAAAGCGCGUUGCCAUGAUCGCCAAUGUGCUUGGAAGCAUGAAGCAGGUUAAGAUCUCUGGACUCGCUGCCAUUGUUAAUCAAAAGAUACGCGAAGCGAGAACAAGUGAGCUUCGUGCCAGCCGUGGUGUUCGGAUGCUACAAAUUACGGCAAUGACUCUUUCUCUCACACCUGAACUAAUUGCGCCGGUUAUUACGCUUGCAGCUACAUCCAACUCUGUUGCAAAUCCAAAUAUAUUUUCCGUUGUUGCUCUUAUUGCGCUUCUCACGGCACCACUUGGUCUCUUGUUUCAAUCAGUAGCUCCUUUCAUGUCUGGCUUGGCGUGUCUCGAUCGGAUUCAAACGUAUCUAGAGCUAGAGCCGUUGGGAGACUGGCGGGAGAAAGAGGAAAUACGACUGGAAAAGAUCAAAGACAGCUCUGUAUCGCCAUCCGAGAACUAUGAGUACGCUUUCCGAGUGGUUAAAGGUAAUUUCAGAUGGCAGAAAGAUGGCCAGCUUUGCCUUCGAAACAUCAGUCUGGCUAUCAAAUAUGCGGCCUUGACAAUGAUUAUAGGUCCGGUGGGAUCGGGAAAGUCAACACUGUGCAAGGCGUUGCUGGGACAAUUACGCCCCUUGGCUGGUCAAGUCUUUUUCGGUGGAGCAGGUGAGGGCAAGAUUGCGUACUGUGAUCAGACGCCGUUCUUGCUAAACAGUACAAUACGCGACAACGUCACUCACUUCUUGCCAUGGAACCCGUCCCGGUAUCUUGAGGUAAUCGAAGCCUCAGGGCUCUCUUACCACUUGGCUGCGCUACCAGAUGGCCACAACACGGUAGUGGGAAGCAACGGCCUAUUGCUUAGUGGAGGUCAAAAACAGCUCAUAGCCAUAGCCCGGGCGCUAUACUCGGACGCUCAUACCUUCAUCUUUGACGAUGUUUUGAGCGGUCUUGAUGCCAGAACAGAAGAUCAUGUCUUCCGCCACGUCUUUGGACCCUCAGGCCUGCUGAAAACAAGGUGCAAUGGAGCAGCAGUAAUCCUUUGCACGCAUUCGACCAUGUACCUUCCGAUGUCAGACGCAAUCAUCGUUCUAAAUGAGGAAGGAGAAAUUCUCGAGCAGGGCAAGUGGGAAAUGCUCAAGUGCAAGGAUGGCUACGUGCAAAGUUUGGGCAUCAGAGAACCCAGUGUGACCUCCUCAAUAACAGAAGCAGGGGCAGAAGUAGGGAAUAAAACAAAAUCUGGAUAUACUGCAGAAACCCAAGACAUCAGGACAAAGAAGUCCCUAGUACAUCAACUGGAAGUCAGCGAGAACGGUCAGGCUGCCAUCGAUGGACCCGCAUCUGAUGGCAUCAGUCAUGUUGUUGCUUGGUCAGGAGGCCUGGUUAAUUAUCGUCACUACUUCAAAGCGGUUUCUGUGGUAACAUUAGCAGCUUUCAUUGCUUCAUCCAUUUUCUAUGGCUUUUUCUUCGCCUUCCCGACUCUCUGGCUCAACUUCUGGGUCAAAGAUACUAUAUCAAAGCACCAGAGUCAUACUAACGCCUUUUGGGUGGGUAUUUAUGGAGCUUUCCACGUAUUGUGUCUAUUAGGAGGGUUCCUCACGAUGUACCUUGCAGUAACGUCGAUCUCUCUUGUUUCCAGCGCUUCACUACAUUCUUCAAUAUUUACUGCCAUUAUGAGAGCCCCGUUAUCUCUUUUCCACACGACUGAUCAGGGAACGCUCACCAAUUAUUUUUCUCAAGAUAUGUCGCUUGUCGAUGGUGAACUACCAAGAUCGCUUGUUCAAUUUGCCUGCGAUCUAGCUAUAUCGCUUGGAAUGGCAGGCGUCCUUGCCGCUUCUUCACCUUAUCUGGCCACGAUAUAUCCAGCCGUUGUUGCCAUUAUGUAUGCGAUCGUAAAGCUUUAUCUGCGCACGUCUCGACAACUUCGUAUUUUAGCACUUGAGGCCAAAAGUCCUCUGUAUAUGCAUUUUCUAGACGUAGGCCGAGGUAUCGCAAUGAUACGUGCCGCACAAUUGUCGAAGCUAUACGAGGAUCAGAACAACCGACUUCUGGAGACAUCUCAACGCCCAGCUUACCUGCUGGCUAUGGUGCAAUACUGGCUACUGUUCGCACUCAAUCUUAUCGUUAUGAUUUUGGCCGUUUUCGUUGUUACGCUUGUUACACAGCUUGAGAAUCGCGGAUCAGGUUUUGCCGGUUCAGGCCUCGUCAUGCUGUUACAGUUCGGCCAGAUCCUAGCAUCAGCCAUGCAAGCGUAUGCGAAGCUUGAAACUUCCAUGGGCGCUGUGCAUCGACUGAAAUCACUUGAGUGUUCAGUCUCUGCGACAGUUGAAAACCGUAGCGUGUUACCGCCUCUCUCUUGGCCCUCCAAAGGCCAUAUAAAGCUCGAUGGUGUUUCAGCGUCUUAUAGAAUCACGGCAGAUGAAUCAAACACCCUAUCUAGCAUUCUAGCGUUGAAAGACAUACGGCUGGUUGUGGAACCUGGCCAGCGUGUUGCUAUCUGUGGUCGUUCUGGUAGUGGGAAGUCGUCCCUGAUAUUGCUUCUACUGGGCUUACUCGAGCCGUUACCGAGCACGAACUCCGAUGCCAUCGUUAUUGAUGGACUCGAAGUACGUACUGUCAACCAAGCUGUGUUACCGGAACGUAUUAUCACUGUUCCUCAAGACCCUAUCUUUCUUCCACCCGGAGCAUCCUGGCAGGAAAACCUAGGUCUACUCGGGACCUGUACGGCGACAGAAAUACAUUCAGUUCUGGAAGAUAUGAGCCUUUGGUCUUUGGUCAAUAGUCAAGGCGGACUAGAAGCAGCUGCGAAGCCCGGAGAACUUAGCCCGGGUCAGAAACAGCUAUUUAGCGUUGCUCGAGCAGUUUUGAGAAAGAUUGCAAAGGACAGAGAGUUGCAACUGACUGAUACAAUCGAACCAUCCAACCAAUCUUGUCUUGCGACAGCUCGAGGCGACGUAUUCGGGGGUAUUUUACUUCUGGAUGAAUUCAAUUCAUCUAUGGAUUGGGAAACGGAAAAACAGUAUUUGGAUAUUAUACAGCGUUCAUUUCCUGGAUACACAGUCAUUGCGAUCACGCACAGUCUAGUAAGUUUUAUGGAGAAUUGGGAUAGCGAAAAAGAUAGAGAGGCAGGUGUGUAUGGAGAAGGGUUCUUCAAUCGCGUGAUUGUCUUAGAUUCAGGCGAGAUAGUUGAGGACGGUCAUCCGAAAACCCUCCUAAAGACAACUGACUCGAAAUUCCGGGCCCUGUGCGAGACUGCUGCAAGGGGGGAUGUCAACACCUAA